Coniosporium apollinis CBS 100218 is the source of this 1356-nucleotide messenger RNA. RefSeq lists its product as uncharacterized. Gene Ontology annotation, cellular component: mitochondrial matrix; cytoplasm. Gene Ontology annotation, biological process: mitochondrial tRNA methylation; tRNA N1-guanine methylation. The record is from RefSeq and is a predicted model, not a curated record. Lineage: Eukaryota; Fungi; Ascomycota; Dothideomycetes. Bases 1 to 1356 code for a protein of 451 amino acids. The transcript is spliced from 4 exons.
AUGCGCGUGUUAGACCGAUCCUUCUUUCAACGAACCAUUCCUACGGCAGCGGCACGAGUUUCCAACAACAAGGACAUAUCUGGCUGCAGGAAGACGCUGGAAAGAAUCAAGGACAUGCUGGACAAGUCCCGCCUGCUCGUCGUCCGCCCGGAUCCUCUCCCGGAGCUGGCUAAGCUGGGACGGAAGUGCCUGCUGCUACGUCCAGAAGUCAGACCAGAUGACUCAUCAACAUGGAGCCCCGAGUUACGCGACAUGGAUAAGAAGGGAGUGAUUAGCGUGAUACCUUACAACCUGCAUCUGGACUAUGAUUACUGGACAUAUCAUGAUAUUAUAACCGCUAUCCUUCCAGAAGAUGAGCAGGGAGAGGUGCCCAGCGGAUUCGUUACUGUCGGUCAUGUAGCCCACCUCAACCUUCGUGACCAAUAUCUCCCCUACAGAAAGCUCAUUGCGGACGUCCUAAUGGACAAGAAUCAUGGCAUCAAGACCGUGAUCAACAAGAUUGACAACGUAGGCGAUGAGUCUGAGUUUCGAACUUUCAACUACGAAGUUCUAGCCGGCACAGAGGACCUAAACGUAACGGUCAACCAUGAGAACUGCGUCUUCCGCUUCAAUUAUGGGAAAGUCUACUGGAACACGCGGUUAGAUACCGAGCACCGACGCCUCGUGGAGCUCUUCAAAGAGGGUGAUGCGGUCUGCGAUGUCAUGGCCGGGGUUGGUCCCUUCGCAUUGCCGGCUGGCAAAAGGGGCAUCUUCGUAUGGGCGAACGACCUCAACCCCGAAUCUUACGCGUGUUUAGUGGACGGAAUCAAGCGGAACAAGGUCAAUGAAUAUGUCAGGCCAUUCAACAAAGACGGUCAUGCCUUCAUCCGGGACGCGACGCAUGAGUUGCUGAACACCGAGCACAGCGUGCCGAUCUACGCGAAGACAAGUAAGAGCGCUCCGUCGCCAGCUCCUCUGAAAUCUGCGCAGCCGAUAAAAACGCUCGCACGGCCGAAGACUUUCGGACACUAUGUCAUGAACCUACCGGCCAGCGCUGUAUCGUUCUUACCCUCCUUCAUUGGCCUGUACGCCUCACCGGUCACUUCGCCCUCCACCACAUACGAAGAGCUCUUCGAGCCUUAUACAGAUAGGAAGUUACCGAUGAUUCACGUCUACACCUUCAGCACUAAAAGCGAUGAUAAUGUGGCGCAAGGCGUUGAGAUCUUUGAAAGAAUAUCGAAGGAGGUCGGAUACGAGAUUACGCCGCAAACGCCUGAAACCACGAUCUGGGAUGUCAGGGACGUUGCACCGUCGAAGAGGAUGUUCUGCGCUAGCUUCAGACUCCCUCGUGAAGUUGCAUUCAGGAGUAGGACAUAG